CCUCUGCUGCUGCUACUGUGACCUGCUGCAGUUUAGUCAACGAGAUAUUAUAGCUGGAUAAAAAUCCCAUCGGGAUUUAAUAUGAUGCCGUUCCGAUAUAUGUGUCCUCACGGUGGCUGUGCAUAGAGUGACCCGGCAGAGGUCGUCAUGGAGUAGCUGUAGUUGAGGGGCUUUGUUAAAGGCAGUGCGACUGGGAGCAAAGAACUGGGACAGGGAGACUUUGGUGCUACUAACGUUAGCUAGCCGAGCAACUUAGCUAGACGUUUUUACUGCUGCGACAGGUAUUAUUAUAAGUUGUUUUGUGUGUGUGUGUCGCUCCAUGUGUUGUCUUCUUCUGGCCGUCAGCUCACUUUAUAUUGCUGUGUUUUCGUAGUUGUUAUUGUUAGCGUUGGCGUUAGCCGUCAGCUGUCGUUGGCUGCUGCUAGCUAAUGUGUAGCUAUAGUUAUUGCCUCCCAGUGGUGGAAAAAGUAUUCCGAUCUUUUAACGAUUCAUUUAGUAGUUUGAGAUCCGUAAGGGAUUCUCAAAGCAGCAUGGCUCCCAAAGACAUCAUGACCAAUUCCCAUGCCAAAUCCAUCCUCAAUGCAAUGAACUCACUUCGCAAGAGCAACACACUCUGCGACAUCACUCUGAGGGUGGAGAACACUGAUUUUCCAGCUCACCGAAUCGUCUUGGCUGCCUGCAGUGACUAUUUUUGUGCCAUGUUCACUAGCGAGCUUGCAGAAAAGGGGAAAUCUUUUGUCGACAUUCAGGGGCUCACGGCAUCCACUAUGGAGAUCUUGUUGGACUUUGUCUACACAGAGACUGUGCUCGUCACGGUGGAGAACGUACAAGAGCUGCUCCCUGCAGCGUGUUUGCUACAGCUCAAAGGGGUGAAAAGAGCGUGUUGUGAUUUUUUGGAGAGCCAACUCGAUCCUUCCAACUGUCUGGGCAUUCGAGACUUUGCAGAGACGCACAACUGCCUUGACCUGAUGCAGGCCGCUGAGCUCUUCUCCCAGAAGCAUUUCUCCGAGGUGGUUCAGCAUGAGGAGUUCAUGCUGCUGAGCCAGACAGAAGUGGAAAAGCUAAUAAAAUGUGACGAAAUUCAGUUGCAGAAGUCUCUUGAAUUGUUGCCACUAGUCUUGCCACAAGUGGACUCGGAGGAGCCUGUAUUCGAGGCCGUGUUAAAUUGGGUCAAACACAACCGCAAAGAGCGGGAACCCUACCUGCCAGACAUGCUUGAGUUUGUUCGGAUGCCGCUGCUGACCCCGCGCUACAUUACAGAUGUCAUUGAUACUGAGCCUCUCAUUCGGUGUAGCCUGCCAUGUCGAGACCUUGUUGACGAAGCCAAGAAAUUCCACUUAAGACCGGAGCUGAGGAGUGAGAUGCAAGGCCCACGCACACAAGCCAGAUUAGGUGCCAAAGAAGUCCUGCUGGUUAUCGGUGGGUUUGGCAGCCAGCAGUCACCAAUAGACAUAGUUGAAAAAUAUGAUCCCAAAACUCAAGAGUGGAGCUUUCUGCCUAAUAUUGCACGGAAACGGCGUUACGUGGCCACAGUUUCUUUGCACGAUCGAGUCUAUGUGAUCGGGGGCUAUGACGGCCGGUCGCGGCUCAGCUCCGUGGAGUGCCUGGACUACACAGCGGAUGAGGACGGUGUUUGGUACACCGUCGCCACCAUGAAUGUUCGGCGAGGCCUUGCUGGAGCUACAACACUUGGAGAUAUGAUCUAUGUUGCUGGUGGCUUCGAUGGCAGUCGGCGUCAUACCAGCAUGGAGCGAUAUGAUCCAAACAUCGACCAGUGGAGCAUGCUGGGUGAUAUGCAGACUGCUAGAGAAGGAGCUGGUUUGGUGGUGGCCAGCGGGCUUAUAUACUGUCUAGGUGGCUAUGAUGGGCUAAACAUCCUGAAUUCGGUGGAGCGGUAUGACCCACACACAGGCCACUGGACUAGUGUCACACCCAUGGCCACCAAACGGUCAGGGGCCGGUGUGGCUUUGCUCAAUGACCACAUUUAUGUAGUGGGAGGGUUUGAUGGUGUUUCACACCUUGACUCCGUCGAAGUCUACAACAUCAGAACAGACUACUGGACCACUGUAGCCAGUAUGACGACUCCUCGGUGUUACGUAGGAGCCACCGUUCUCCGAGGGCGACUCUACGCCAUCGCCGGAUAUGACGGGAACUCUCUCCUCAGCAGUAUCGAAUGUUACGACCCAGUUAUCGACUCCUGGGAAGUUGUUACCUCGAUGGCGACCCAGCGGUGUGACGCGGGCGUCUGUGUUCUACGAGAAAAGUGACGUUUGCCAAGAACCACAAGAGGAAAAGCAAGCGGGAGGGCAGGCAGCUAAACUGUGCUUAAAUGCCUCUAAAACACAGCCGCAAAGGGAGAUGUCUGUUCACCAGUAUGCAAAUAGAUACCCUCAAAAGAUUAUGAAGCGCAACAGUUUGAGCCGCCUCCUCCAAAGGACGGUUAACCCUCCGCGAGUCGGACCGUGCUACAGAGAUUCAGCUUCACCGUGGUAGACUUCACCUCAAAAGAGGCCUCCAAGGAGCCCAUCAGGACAUGCAUGACUCUCUUCUGUGGUACUUGUGUCUGUCGUUACCUGUGAGAUUAUUUUUUCAGUUUGUCUUCAAAGUGCAAUAUAUUUCUACUCAUGAUAAGAAAACAAAAUACAGUGGAGCAGAUUCAGGCUCCAGUUGCUGCUAUAUGCCUUAUGACAUUGGCCUACAUCAAGCGGUGAGCAUCCAUGUUGCCUCCCAUUUGACUUUGAUGAUCGUUGCCCUACAUUAGCUUGUUAUCGGGUGAACUCAUUUGGCAUUUGCAACGUCGUUAAUGAGUCAGUAAUUCAACCCCUACCCGUAAACAGUGCUUUUUAAUUAAAAUAACUUUAAUAUGUUUCAUACAUAUUCUCUCUCUCUCUCUCUCUCUCUCUCUCUCUCUCUCUCUCUCUCUCUCAGAAGAUAUAUUUAGAGAUGUUUUUGUUUUAGAAAAUGACUGAUUUGUACCCAUUGGUUCUUGAUUCAUUUGUUCCUCGAUUUGGCAACUUUGAAAAUUCAAGUAUGAGGUGCUUGUGAUUUAUUUUUCUUUCCUCAGAGUAUAGAUUUGGAUGUAAAUGUAUGAUACACUCCUAACAUCACUGUUGCCUGGGAAGUAAAUAAACACAAUGAGAA
This is a messenger RNA of Pelmatolapia mariae (spotted tilapia), 3141 nucleotides long. Its product is annotated as kelch-like protein 12. Bases 429 to 2267 code for a protein of 612 amino acids. Lineage: Eukaryota; Metazoa; Chordata; Actinopteri; Cichliformes; Cichlidae. The record is from RefSeq and is a predicted model, not a curated record. Gene Ontology annotation, molecular function: protein binding. The transcript has 13 exons.